AUGUGCACCUCGCUCGAGCUUGACGAAUCGCAUAGCCAAUGGAUUGUCUUCACGCAGCUCAACGAGUCUGGCCGGUUUGAUCUCGACGCCUGGAACGGUUACCGCGCAGACCGCGCUCGUGUCCUUGACCAUCUCCAACAAAACAACAUCACAGACAAGGUCAUCCUGGCCGGCGACUCGCACGCCAACUGCGUCUUCGACCUCGCCCGUACGCCCCUCUCUUCCCCUCCCUCCACUCGCAACCGCUGUCUUCCACCUCCAGAUCCGAAUGAAACAGCAAGCUACGACCCCGCCACGGGCGACGGCGCGCUAGGCGUCGAGUUCGCCGGAACAGCCGUGACGUCCACAUCAGCGUUCGGCCCCGGCAUAGCGCUCGCCGCCGCCGACCAAAUCAUCACAGCGCUAGUGGCCGCACCGGGCAACGAACAGCCGUGGCAGUGGUCCGAAGAGUCGUACCGCGGCUUCUUCACGUUGACUAUCAAUCCCGGGACGAUGAUGGCCACGUACUAUGCCAUGGAGAACGUCUCGAACGCGAACACGAACAGCUUUGCGGGUGCGCAAUUUGUCGUUAACGCUGGCGAGAAUAAGUCGCAGUGGCCUGUUGCGGGUAGAAGCGUUCAGGCUGGCGUGUUGGAGAGUAGUGUGGUGAACGUGUGGUGA
This is a messenger RNA of Peniophora sp. CBMAI 1063, 660 nucleotides long. The record is from the annotation of a GenBank genome assembly. NCBI's taxonomy places the organism in Eukaryota, Fungi, Basidiomycota, Agaricomycetes, Russulales, Peniophoraceae.